Messenger RNA from Suillus clintonianus, 2113 nucleotides. RefSeq names its product Pal1 cell morphology protein-domain-containing protein. Gene Ontology annotation, cellular component: cytoplasm. The transcript has 3 exons. The coding region runs from base 211 to 1680 and encodes 489 amino acids. The record is from RefSeq and is a predicted model, not a curated record. Lineage: Eukaryota; Fungi; Basidiomycota; Agaricomycetes; Boletales; Suillaceae.
GAAAGUGGAUAAUACUCUGCGCCGAAUUGCAAAGUCGGUAUAAAUAGGGCGAACAUAGCCUUGGUGACAGCAUCGUUCCCGCCGUCACAGUCGUCGUCCUCAAUCGCCCACCUUCGUUAUCCUGGACGACGAGCAGCAUUCUCGUUAAAUAUUCGUCUUUGAAGUAAAUAACGCUCGGCCUGGGCGUCACAACAGGUGAACACGGGCGACAUGGCAAACACGCAGUUGUUGAGUACUUCCAAUAAUCCAGUCAGCAAGCAUACCCCAUCAAGACAGGCUGCCCAACCAUCCAAACAUAGAACCCGCCACAGAUCUCAUUCAGACCCCUUCUCUGACCCAGUUUACCCAUCAAAGCCUGUUCCUCGCCUUCCUCCAGAGCCCCCGCCUAAAUAUCCCCAAUACAACAGAAUGGCACCAUCUCCAACCAAACAUCUCCCACAUCGCGAUAAUACAAUCGUAGAGGCAGUUAGGGACACCGUUCAGGUCAGAGGUGACUCGCGCACAAGAAUGGGAAGAAGUCAAACUGCCCAGGGUACUGCCCCUGCACGUCCCACACACACCGGUCGUCGUUCGUUAUCACAGGACUCCGUCCUUCACACAGCGAAUGCUCUCGAUAAGGCCAAGGGCAAGGCACGAGGCAAGAAAGGCUCCAUGCAUGCAGACGUCAUAGACAGACUUGAUUUUACUGGCGUUGGUCCCAUGUUCCAUCAUGAUGGUCCAUUUGACGCUUGUGCUCCAUCUCGUAACCGCCAUCGAACCAAGGCCCCCAUGCUUGCCUGGAGCAGCGCAGGGGCAGACGUGGCGCUAUCUAAUGAAUCCCCCUACCCCCCACCUGAGGCUUACAAGGGUGCCUUUUCUCCUGCCUACCAGCCCCCAAAGAAGAAAGUCGAUGCUAUCGCAGAGGCUUGGGGUAUUCAUGAGCCAGAACCAUACGAGGAAUUUUUUGCAGGCGGAGGCACUGGCAGACGUGAUGGUGAUACUCCGUCUAAUUCAAUAUACGCCGGGAGGGAGGGGCACGGGUCACGGAACGGCACGCCGCGACACUCCCUUGGUAAGCGCUCCAAGGACGGGCGUGACCUUCGUGACGUCUAUAGAGAGUACCUCGACGACGACGUGAAGCAGAUGCAAGUCCGCGACCGGGAGCGUGGCGGUGAGAGAGAAGGAAGACGCACCAAGCGCGCUGGUAUCCCGCCUCCACAACCUAUUCUUGUGCCAGAAGCACAGAAUACCGAUUAUGAUAGCGCACCAGGGUCUCCGUCAGGAGUACCCAAACGCACCAAAUCAUUGAUGCAACGCAUUCGCAAGAUGCGUGACUCCCCAAACGUUCCCAUGGGUUUUGACGAGAGUAUCGAGCCUCCUUCUCCCACUCCGGAUACCCACCAGCCAUCGCGCCCCACACAUCGAUCACAGAAUUCGUUCCUUGGGCGCUUCAGCACCAACGGUGCUGGCCGUCCAUACCCUUCACCUCCUGCAGAUGAAGCAUAUGUAUACGUCGAUGAUCCGCGUAGGGAUAAGCGACUACCUGCCACUCCUUACGCUCCAGCGACCACCCGCACGCCAUCAGCCGAAGACAGACGUGGAUACUUUGACGGUGCGCCCAGUUCUCCGCCGCCGGGCGGCCUCGGGCGAAAAACUAGUUUAUUGAAGAAAGUGAAGGACGUGGUCAGGGGCCCGAAAUGAGCCUGGUCCUCGAUUCCUGGAUGUACCCAAGUAUAAUCUCUCAUUUGUCCGCUAGCCCCCACACGCACGUCUUGUUCAGACUACCCCUUUAGUUGUUGUUCUUUCUUGCACUUUUACAGCCAUGAUCGCUGCUCUGUUUCACUUAUUUCGUCCAAAGCUUGGACGAGAUAUUUCCAGGAAUCGUUUUUGUGUGUUUCCCCCCUUCGUCGACGAGGCUCCUGACCCCAUGCUUGUAUCCAUUACGGUGUUUGUAAUCUACACAUACUCGUGAGUCAUCGAGCACAAGUACUGUAUGUAGGUUUACGAACGAGACGGUUUAUCUACUGUGCAUUUUUCUACCAUACUUCCUGUUGUAAGAGUAUGCCGUGGCAGCCAAUACCCUGAGGCAAAUUUAUCAAGCGCUUUUCGAAGGCGCAUCUACCCAUGUUCCGAU